Molecule: messenger RNA, 958 nt
Organism: Salvelinus sp. IW2-2015
Lineage: Eukaryota; Metazoa; Chordata; Actinopteri; Salmoniformes; Salmonidae
Product: glutathione S-transferase P
Biological process (GO): glutathione metabolic process
Cellular component (GO): cytosol
Molecular function (GO): glutathione transferase activity
Source: RefSeq, a predicted model, not a curated record
ACGUCGUUUUAGCAACAAAUCAACCUGCCUCUAGCAACUUACCCUGAAAAUUAGUUGGCAACACUGGUUCCAUAGUUACUGUCAGGGCCACCACGACUCUUACAGCAUAAAAUGGGUCCCUACACAAUCACCUACUUUGGAGUCCGAGGGCGCUGUGGCGCUAUGAGAAUCAUGAUGGCCGACCAGGGACAGGAAUGGAAGGAGAUCGUGGUGGACUUUGCGGACUGGAUGAAGGGAGAUCUGAAAGCCACUUGUGUAUUUGGUCAGUUGCCCAAGUUAGAAGAUGGAGGAUUUGCCCUGUACCAGUCAAAUGCCAUUCUGAGGCACUUGGGCCGCAAUCAUGAUGCCUAUGGGAAAGAUGGCAAGGAGGCUGCGCUCAUUGACAUGAUGUGUGAUGGCGUUGAGGACCUUCGUCUUAAAUACGUAAAAAUGAUUUACCAGGAAUACGAUACUGGUAAAGACGCAUACAUCAAAGACCUCCCUAACCACCUUGACAAGUUUGAAGCUGUGAUGGCCAAAAACAAGACUGGUUUUCUUGUUGGCGACAAGCCUUCCUUUGCUGACUAUAGUCUGUUUGAAGUCCUGCUCAACCACCUGGUGCUCUGCUCCUGUUGCUUGGAUACCUUCCCCUCCCUGAAGAAUUUUGUCGAGAAGAUGUCUGCCCGUCCCAAAAUCAAGGCCUUCCUAGACUCUGACGCCUACAAGAAACUGCCCAUUAACGGCAAUAGCAAACAGUGAAUUCUGCUGAACAAAGGAGGCUAAAUUCCAUCCCUUAUACUGUAACCUGAAUUGUCAUGGAUAAUAGCCAUUUUUUUUUUGUAUGUCCAACUUACACAUUAGCCUACGAUACGCUUGUUGUUAACUUUUAUGUACAAUUGUUAGAUACUAAUGACUUUUGUAUGACAUGAUGAAUUGUAAUUGUCAUGUGUUCAAAAAAUAAAGGGCUUUUUGAAAAGCA